Messenger RNA from Dipodomys spectabilis (banner-tailed kangaroo rat), 726 nucleotides. It is a transcript of the gene Mxd3, whose product is annotated as MAX dimerization protein 3. Lineage: Eukaryota; Metazoa; Chordata; Mammalia; Rodentia; Heteromyidae. Gene Ontology annotation, molecular function: DNA-binding transcription factor activity, RNA polymerase II-specific; protein dimerization activity; RNA polymerase II cis-regulatory region sequence-specific DNA binding. The record is from RefSeq and is a predicted model, not a curated record. The transcript is spliced from 6 exons. Bases 47 to 673 code for a protein of 208 amino acids. Gene Ontology annotation, biological process: regulation of transcription by RNA polymerase II.
GGCGGGGCCAGCGCCGCCCGGGCUCCCGCCACCAGCUGUCGCCGACAUGGAGCCCGUGGCCAGCAGCAUCCAGGUCCUGUUGCAGGCGGCCGAGUUCCUGGAGCGCCGCGAGAGAGAGGCGGAGCACGGCUACGCGUCCCUGUGCCCGCAGCGCAGCCCCGGCCCCGGCCACGGGAGGAGGAAGCGGCCGCCGCAGGCUCCCGGCGCGCUGGACGGCGGGCGGUCUGUGCACAAUGAACUGGAGAAACGCAGGAGGGCCCAGCUGAAGCAGUGUCUCGAGCAGCUAAAGCAGCAGAUGCCUCUGGGGGCCGACUGUGUGCGGUUCACCACGCUGAGCCUGCUGCGCCGCGCCAGGAUGCACAUCCAGAAGCUGGAGGAGCAGGAGCAGCGCGCGCGGCGGCUCAAGGAGCAGCUGCGCAGCCGGCAGCAGAGCCUGCGGCGGCGGCUGGAGCAGCUGCGCGGCCCGGCCGGCCCCGGGGAGCGGGAGCGGGAGCGGCUGCGGGCCGACAGCCUGGACUCCUCCGGCCUCUCCUCGGAGCGCUCGGACUCUGAUCAGGAGGAUCUGGAGGUGGACGUGGAGAGCCUGGUGUUCGGGGGUGAGGCCGAGCUGCUGCGGGGCUUCAGCGCGGGCCAGGAGCACAGCUACUCACACAGGGCGGGCGCCUGGCUCUGACGCGGCCCCCGCCCGCCGCCCGCCCCGCAUCCACAGCCUCCCCCGCCGCCCCG